AUGUGGGGCCUCAAACAAGUCUGGACCUCGAUUGAUAUAAACAUCGUCAACUAUGUGAAAAGCAUCUUCUCUCUAUCCACUCCUGCUCCCCGACACCAUCCAGCAUUGGAAGUCCACCGGCGAUUCCCCAAUGACCCCUUUUUCACGAGACUGCUGUCCACAGCAGCCCGCUACCCCGAUCGGGUCGUGGUCAAUGAUCCAGCGCGUCACGUACAAGCCGACUACACACAGUUGCUCCAGGAUGUAUCGGUCCUGCGGCAAACACUUUGUGAGACCCUACCAGAAUGUAUCGUGGAUAGGAGUAAAGGAGUCGUUCGAGGCCAAUCGGUGCAGAUAUGUAUCUUGACGCCAGUGAGUUAUGAAUGUAUUCUUGCAUUGCUUGCAAUAGCGGCGAUUGGGGCUGCUGCGGUUGUUCUGCCAACGGGUUUAAUUCCAGAGGAGGCACUGUAUCUUUACAACAAGUGCGAUGCAGCGUGCUUGCUGGUAGCACCCGAGAUGGAAGAUCUGGCCGCGAGCAUUAGGAAGUAUGCCAGCCAGACAAAAAGUGUUAACGAUACGGACGCGGCGUUCAUGAAGCAAGUUGCAAUUCAAGUCCAACAGAGCGUCCCAACCACACACGACGCCAAGUAUUCGAUUGCGAGAACCUUCAGCUUUCCGUCGUGCCAACCCGCCCUGGUCCUCUUCACCUCGGGCAGCACUGGCCCCCCGAAAGCCGUCGUCCACACCCGAAAAUUGCUCUACGGGUUAGCUGAAUCCUGCGACGCCCUGGAUACCGACGUCAUCCUGAUCCACCGUCCCGUAUUCUGGGUGGCAGGUUCACGUCCGCUCCUGUCGAUGCUGCCGAAUGGCGUGCGCCUGGAGAUUUUCGCUCCCGGAUCACAGCCAGACCUCUUGUGGAAUCGGCUGCGCGAGGGCGAUAUCACCAUCCUCGCGUGUCAGCCGAUUGUGUGGCAGGGGAUGAUGAAGGUCUUUGAGGACAAAAUUAGACUGCUUCCUCCUGAGGUAGUACACGAGUAUAUGAGGGCAGCUGAGGGGCUACGGAUUGCUCAAUGCACCGGUGGGAUGCCAAGCGUAGCCGUGAAGCAGUUUUGGCAGGAUCUCCGCAAUGACCAUGGCUUGGACAUGGUCUAUAAUACUACCGAGACUGGGUUACCGCCAUUGCAAACAUCCGGUGGGAGUCCAGCAGACGUGAGUAUCCAUUUCCAUCCAUCCAACCCAGACCGGGAGAUUGACGCCAGGCAGAAACGAGUAAUCGGACAGCCAGUUCCAGGAGUGACCGUGAAACUGUCGCAGGGAACGCAUGGCGAAUUGCUGGUGAAGAGCCCAUACGUUUUUUCCCACUACAUUGGCGAUACCGAUUCGACCAUGGCCAUGUUUGACGACGAAGGCUUCUUCAAAACUGGAGACCUCGCGUACCUUGACAGCCAGGACUACGUGAUUGAGGGUCGGGCAAAAAGUGACGUCAUCCGAUUUUUCGGCUACAAAGUCCUAACCUCCGAAGUGGAGGAGCGACUCAGCGAGCUCGCAUACAUCUCGGAGGCAUAUGUCCUCCCAGUCAUUGGCCCAGAUACAUUCUGUCGCGUUGCAGCGAUUGUUCGUCUGCGAUGGGACAAUCUGCCGGUCCAAGAUGGGAACAAGAACGCUCUUUCGCUAAGGGCUUUACGUGAGGAUCUCUCAUGUUCCUUGUCGUUGUACAAACAGCCAAGCUUGCUACGGAUUCUCAAUGACGAUGAGAGUGUACCAACGACGCGGACUGUCAAGUUUUGUCCUGCCGAAGCUGCUAAGCAGUACUUUCCUUCUGGUAUUGAUUGGGAUGAGAGGGUACAGGUUUGGGAUGUGAGUGGGUUGCAGGAAGCGACGCCGGAAAAGGCGUGGGAUUUGGCUGGGAUGCGGGGUUGA
Aspergillus nomiae NRRL 13137 is the source of this 1899-nucleotide messenger RNA. RefSeq lists its product as uncharacterized. Gene Ontology annotation, molecular function: medium-chain fatty acid-CoA ligase activity. The transcript has 4 exons. The coding region runs from base 1 to 1899 and encodes 632 amino acids. NCBI's taxonomy places the organism in Eukaryota, Fungi, Ascomycota, Eurotiomycetes, Eurotiales, Aspergillaceae. Gene Ontology annotation, biological process: fatty acid metabolic process. The record is from RefSeq and is a predicted model, not a curated record.